GAGUGAGCGAAGACGCUCCGUUCACGGAAGUAGAAAAAGUUUAUCGGCAAUUGUAUACCCAAUAUCAUACCGACAGAGGAGUUUUAGACACGGAAACAAAGAGAAAAUUUGAGAAAGUUAAGCAAGCUUACGAAAAAUUAUUUAGUUUAGAACAAGAAAGAAAAGGUUGGAGAAAAAAAGGCAAAACCCAGGAAAAAAGGUUGGGUCGCGAUUCUCAUUUGCAAAGUGAAGUUUUAGAAACCAAAAGAGUAGUUAAAGUAACCAAGGGGGGUCGACGAUUUAGUUUUACUAGUUUGUCUUUGUUGAGGGAUGAAGAGGAAAAAAAAGUUUCCUACUCUUACCAAAGAGGCAAAGAAAUGCUUAGUUCUUUCCGGAAAAGUUUACGAGAAGGACAAAGGAAAUUAAUUAGUUAUUGGUCGCGUCCUCCCCGCACUGUUCCGCAUGAUAUUUGA
This is a messenger RNA of Racocetra persica, 452 nucleotides long. NCBI's taxonomy places the organism in Eukaryota, Fungi, Glomeromycota, Glomeromycetes, Diversisporales, Gigasporaceae. The record is from the annotation of a GenBank genome assembly.